Trametes versicolor FP-101664 SS1 is the source of this 1081-nucleotide messenger RNA. RefSeq lists its product as uncharacterized. NCBI's taxonomy places the organism in Eukaryota, Fungi, Basidiomycota, Agaricomycetes, Polyporales, Polyporaceae. The record is from RefSeq and is a predicted model, not a curated record. Bases 11 to 745 code for a protein of 244 amino acids. The transcript has a single exon.
CGCUAACACAAUGCCUGGACACCACCGCGUGCGUUUCGCGGACAUCCCGUCCACGCCAUCCUCCACAUUCUCCGAGGCCACCCUCGCGUCGUCCCCGGGACCGUCGACGCCCCCAAGCCUCUUGUCAACACCAUUACCACCAAAGCACUACGGCACCUCGUCGCCGCGCUACUACCCCGCGUCGCCGCUCCCGGGCCCCACGGUGCACAUCCACCCCGUUCUCGCGUGCGCGCCCGGCAUCGGCGCGCCCCUGACCUGGGACCUCACUCAGCCCGUCGAGUCGGUGCGGGUCCUGACAUCGACCGCGCUGCGCGCAGUGUCCGAGACCCUGGUGCGGGAGCCCGCGACGACCCCGAAGGUCGCGUCCAUCACCAUCAUCUCCGAGCACCUGCCGUGGUCCAUCACCGUCACCCCGAAGCAGGACGCGCAGUGGUCCGCGCCGUACGUCACCGUCGGCGACGUGCUCUACAAGCUCUACCGCACGCUGCGCCUCGGGGUCACCGCCGCCGAGCUCGGCACCUGCGAGCUCGGGCACCAGCAGCGCGUGCACAACAACUGCUUCGCGCGCUGCGCAUACCUCCCGACGCUGGAGCUGCGCCAGGAGGAGCGCGCGAAGGGCGUGAAGCGCGUCGACUUCCUCUGCGAGGCGCGGAUGUUCCGGGGGCUCUCCCUUGUCCCCGAGGGGAACCCCGCGAAGGGGCUCGCGCCGGGCACGGUGUGGCGGCUGCACGUCGCGCGUCCAUGAGCGCGUCGCGUCGCGACCAUCAUCAGUGUUCCCACCGCCGAUUAAUACCGCCCGGCGCCCUCGUCCCCGUCGCUAUCAUCUCGCUUUCGCCCGCUCCCCGCAUGGACCUCGCAGCGCAUCAUCAUACCCUCGGACUGCCCGCAUACGUGUACUGUAACUGUACCAUUAUCCUCCCGAUACCCCACCCCCUUCAACGCCUUCGACGCCCUUAACGACCAUAAAGCAUAUCACGAGCACUGUACACUUCGCAUCAUUAUUGUCACGACCUAUCCUUAGCACCGCUACUUAUGUUGUAUAUAUCCUCCCGCGUUUAUGACGACCAGAAGUUGAUUAAUA